AUGAUGAACAUGAAGAACAUCAUCAACAACAACAACGUAGUACCCUCGUAUAGACAGAGGACACCCUCUAAGGUUAGAACUAUUCCCAUUCACUUCGUGGGUUCAGAACGUAGUAGAGAGAACUCUGCCAUCAAGAUCCAGAAGGUUCUGAGAGGGUUUUUUGUGAGGAAUGCGUUGAAGAGGAUCAUGGGGUUACGUGUUGAGUUGCAGAGUGUUGAGGCUAGGGUUUAUGCUUCAAUGGAGGUGAUUAAGAGGGACCAGAGGGAGAGAGUGAGGCUCAGCGAGACCAUCAUGAACUUGCUUUUGAAGCUUGAUUCGGUUAGGGUGCUGAGUUCUUGGUAUGGGGUUAGGGAAUGUAGGAAGAGUGUGAUUAAGAAGGCUAUUGCAUUGCAAGAGAUGGUUGAAUCAGAAUCUGCUUGUGUUGUUGAAGAAAAUGAUGCUAUGGUGCAGGAAGAGGAGAAGGUGGUUGAAGUUUCUGAAGAGAAAGAGGAGGAGAAGAUGGAGGUUAUGGAUGAUGAUUCUGGAGCAGAUAUUAAGUGUGUUUCAGAAUCAUGCAUGAAUUCUUCUGUAGAAGAGAAAGAAGAGGAGAAAAUGGAAGAUUCUGGAGUUGAUAUUCAAUGUGUUUCAGAAUCAUACAAGAUAGAAGAGAAAGAGGAGGGUGAUGGGGAGAGAGAAGAGAGUGUAGGAACAAGUUUGGUUGAGGAGAAUGAGAAUAAUUGUGUGGUGAAGAAUGAAGAAGAGGAGGAGGAGGAGGAGGAGGAGGAAGAGGAAGAAGGGAAUGGUGAUGAAGAAAGAAGAGAAGGGAAGCAUAGGGAGAUGUUGGAGAAGAUGAUGGAGGAUAAUGAGAGAAUGAUGAAGAUGAUGGCCAAGUUAUGUGAGAGGAAUGAGAUGCAGACUCAGCUUCUUACUUCUCUGUCUAAGAGAGUGGAGCAACUUGAAAGAGCAUUUGCUUGUGACAAGAUGAGGAGGAACAAGAGAAGAAAUUGUAGUGAUGCCAAACACAAACAAAAUAUGAACAAAUAA
Arachis ipaensis is the source of this 1023-nucleotide messenger RNA. RefSeq lists its product as uncharacterized. Gene Ontology annotation, molecular function: protein-folding chaperone binding. Gene Ontology annotation, cellular component: plasmodesma. Gene Ontology annotation, biological process: protein folding. Lineage: Eukaryota; Viridiplantae; Streptophyta; Magnoliopsida; Fabales; Fabaceae. The record is from RefSeq and is a predicted model, not a curated record.